Molecule: messenger RNA, 4772 nt
Organism: Dendrobium catenatum
Lineage: Eukaryota; Viridiplantae; Streptophyta; Magnoliopsida; Asparagales; Orchidaceae
Product: myosin-9
Exons: 37
Coding region: 16-4425 (1469 amino acids)
Biological process (GO): vesicle transport along actin filament; actin filament organization
Cellular component (GO): myosin complex; cytoplasm; vesicle
Molecular function (GO): actin filament binding; ATP binding; microfilament motor activity
Source: RefSeq, a predicted model, not a curated record
AUAUAUCCCAAAGAUAUGGAAGCUCCUCCAGGUGGAGUUGAUGACAUGACAAAGCUAUCCUAUCUACAUGAACCUGGGGUUCUGCAGAAUUUGUCAGCAAGAUAUGAAUUGAAUGAAAUUUACACAUACACAGGAAAUAUUCUCAUUGCUGUGAAUCCAUUUCAAAGAUUACCUCAUUUAUAUGAUAUCCACAUGAUGGAACAAUAUAAAGGAGCACCUUUUGGAGAACUAAGUCCUCAUGUUUUUGCAGUUGCAGAUGUUGCAUAUAGAGCAAUGAUCAAUGAGGGAAAAAGUAACUCUAUUUUGGUCAGUGGUGAAAGUGGUGCUGGUAAAACAGAAACUACUAAGAUGCUUAUGCGAUAUCUUGCCUAUAUGGGUGGUCGGGCUGCAACUGAAGGAAGAACGGUAGAGCAGCAAGUUCUAGAAUCAAACCCAGUACUUGAGGCAUUUGGCAAUGCUAAAACUGUCCGAAAUAAUAAUUCCAGUCGAUUUGGUAAAUUUGUAGAGAUCCAGUUUGAUAACAAAGGAAGGAUAUCUGGUGCUGCCAUCAGAACAUACCUGCUAGAAAGGUCAAGAGUUUGCCAAGUUUCUGAUCCUGAGCGCAACUACCAUUGUUUUUACCUUCUAUGUGCAGCCCCUCCCGAGGAGAUAGAGAAAUAUAAGUUGGGGAAUCCAAGGUCACUUCACUAUCUUAACCAAUCAAAUUGCUAUGAAUUGGCUGGUGUAAGUGAUGCCAAAGAAUAUUUAGCUACCAGGAGGGCAAUGGAAAUAGUUGGGAUUAGUACACAGGAACAGGAUGCCAUUUUUAGGGUUGUUGCAGCUAUUCUUCAUUUAGGCAACAUAAGUUUUGCUAAGGGUCAAGAAAUUGAUUCAUCUGUUCUUAAAGAUGAGAAGUCUAAGUUCCAUCUAAAGAUAACUGCUGAACUUCUCAUGUGUGAUCCUCAGGCCUUAGAAGAUGCUCUUUGUAAGCGUGUAAUGAUAACACCUGAAGAAGUUAUAAGGAGACCUCUAGAUCCAGUUGCAGCAACUGGUAGCAGGGAUGCUUUGGCAAAGACAGUGUACUCCCGUUUAUUUGACUGGCUAGUUGAUAAAAUUAAUAGCUCAAUUGGGCAAGACGUUAAGUCCAAGUCUCUCAUUGGUGUCCUUGAUAUAUAUGGUUUUGAAAGUUUUAUAACAAACAGUUUUGAGCAGUUUUGUAUUAACUUUACAAAUGAAAAACUGCAACAGCAUUUCAAUCAGCAUGUCUUCAAGAUGGAACAGGAGGAGUAUACCAAAGAGGAGAUUGAUUGGAGCUACAUUGAGUUUGUUGAUAACCAGGAUGUCUUAGAUCUUAUUGAAAAGAAACCUGGAGGGAUCAUUGCUUUGCUUGAUGAAGCAUGUAUGUUUCCAAAAUCAACAUAUGAGACAUUUUCUCAAAAGCUUUAUCAGACAUUUAAAACGCACAAGCGUUUUGUCAAACCAAAGUUGUCUCCAACUGACUUUACCAUUUCCCAUUAUGCUGGAGAGGUUCAAUAUCAAUCUGAACAAUUCCUAGAUAAAAAUAAGGACUACGUUGUAGCAGAACACCAAGAAUUGCUGAGUGACUCAAAAUGCCCAUUUGUCUCGGGCCUCUUCCCUCCACUACCCGAGGAUACAUCAAAGUCUUCUAAAUUUUCAUCAAUUGGUGCUCGUUUUAAGCUACAACUACAAUCUUUGAUGGAGAUACUGAAUUCAACUGAACCACAUUAUAUUAGAUGUGUGAAGCCAAACAAUCUUCUUAAACCUGCCAUUUUUGAGAAUGUUAAUGUCAUGCAACAAUUACGUUGUGGUGGUGUUCUGGAAGCUAUCAGAAUUAGUUGUGCUGGAUAUCCUACUCGACGUACAUUUUAUGAAUUUCUUCAUCGAUUUGGCAUUCUUGCUCCAGAAGUUCUAGAAGGAAACUACGAUGAGAAGGUUGCUUGUGGAAAGAUUUUAGAGAAGAAGGGGCUAAAGGGUUGGCAGAUGGGAAAAACAAAAGUUUUCCUUAGAGCUGGUCAGAUGGCUGAAUUAGAUGCUAGGAGGGCUGAAGUACUUGGCAAUGCUGCAAAGACUAUUCAGCGCCAGAUACGAACGCACAUUACUCAUAAACGGUUUGUCGCAACAAGGAAGGCUAGCAUUCUAGUGCAGUCAUCAUGGAGAAGAAGGUUGGCUCAAAAACUGUAUGAGCACAUGAGAAAGGAGUCGGCUGCAAUUAAAAUGCAGAAAAAUUUUCGAUGUUACUGGGCAAAAAAUAAGUACACAGGUCUAAGGGUGUCAGUUCUUGUCCUUCAAACUGGUUUGAGGGCUAUGGCUGCCCGAGAUGAUUUCAGAUUUAGGAAGCAAACAAAAGCAUCAACAGAGAUUCAGGCUCAAUGGCGUUGCCACAAAGCCCAUUCAUAUCACAAAAAGUUAAGGAGAGCUUCAAUUGUCACACAAACUAAGUGGAGGGGAAGGGUUGCAAGGAAAGAAUUGAGGAAGCUUAAAAUGGCAGCCAGAGAAACUGGGGCACUAAAAGAAGCGAAGGACAAACUUGAAAAAAAGGUGGAAGAGCUUACAUGGCGUUUGCAGUUGGAGAAGCGCUUAAGGACAGACUUGGAGGAAGCAAAAGCGCAGGAGAUUGCAAAGUUGCAGAGCUCUUUGCAAGUGCUACAGAAUAAGGUUAAUGAGACUAAUGAGUUACUUGCUAAGGAAAGAGAGGCGAUGAAAAAAGCAAUUGAAGAAGCGCCACCUAUCAUCAAGGAAACUACUGUUCUUGUUCAGGAUACUCAGAAAGUUGAUUCAUUGACAGCUGAGGUUGAACAGCUGAAGACUUCUUUAGGCUCAGAAAAGGAACGAGCUGAUGAUUCUUUACGAAAAUAUGGCGAAGAACAGAAGAAAAGUGAAGAAAAACAAAGAAAGUUGGAGGGAAUUGAAGAAAAAUCUCGGCAUCUACAGGACCAUUUGAAUAGGCUAGAGGAAAAGCUGUCAAAUCUAGAAUCUGAAAAUCAGGUUCUUCGUCAGCAGGCUGUGUCCAUGGCUCCUAACAAAUUUUUGUCAGGACGUUCUAGAUCGAUUGUACAUAGGAGUUCGGAUAGCGGACAUAACAAUGUUGAUCCAAAGUCUUCUGCAGAUAUUCAUUCCUCCUCUUCUGUAAAGGAACUUUCCGAGUUAGAGGACAAACCACAGAGAUCUCUAAAUGAGAAGCAACAGGAGAACCAGGAGCUUUUAAUCAGGUGUAUUGCACAGCACCUGGGAUUUGCAGGGAGCAGGCCUGUUGCAGCAUGUAUCAUAUACAAAUGUCUUCUCCAGUGGAGAUCAUUUGAAGUUGAGCGAACUAGUGUUUUUGAUCGAAUUAUUCAGACAAUUGGGCAUGCUAUUGAGACCCAAGAAGACAAUGAUGUGUUAGCUUAUUGGCUUUCCAAUGCCUCAACAUUGCUAUUACUAUUACAACGGACUUUAAAGGCAAGUGGUGCAGCUGGGAUGGCUCCACAGCGCAGUCGAUCUUCAUCAGCUAGUUUAUUUGGGAGGAUGGCUCAAAGUUUCAGGGGAACUCCUCAGGGAGUGAACCUUUCUUUUGCCAAUGGCGGCUUAGUUGGUGGAGUUGAUACUUUGCGGCAAGUGGAAGCCAAAUAUCCUGCUCUGCUAUUCAAACAACAACUUACAGCAUAUGUGGAGAAAAUUUAUGGAAUGAUUCGGGAUAAUUUGAAAAAGGAUAUCUCUCCCUUGCUUGGCUUGUGCAUUCAGGCACCGAGAACAUCAAGAGCAAGUCUAAUCAAAGGUGCUAUACGUCCACAAGGACUAUCAACCCCAAUUGCUCAUUGGCAAGGGAUUGUAAGGAGUCUUUGGAGUUUCUUGAAUACAUUAAAAGGAAACCAUGUUCCCCCGUUUUUAGUUAGAAAGGUGUUCACACAGAUAUUUUCCUUCAUCAACGUGCAGCUAUUUAAUAGCCUUCUGCUGAGGAGAGAGUGCUGCUCAUUCAGUAAUGGAGAAUAUGUUAAAGCAGGACUUGCUGAACUAGAACAUUGGUGCUAUAAAGCUACUGAUGAGUAUGCAGGCUCAGCCUGGGAUGAAUUGAAGCAUAUCAGACAGGCCAUUGGAUUCCUGGUAAUUCAUCAAAAACCUAAGAAGACAUUGGAUGAAAUAAGCCAUGAUCUUUGCCCAGUGCUCAGCAUACAGCAACUAUAUCGGAUCAGUACAAUGUACUGGGAUGAUAAAUAUGGCACGCAUAGUGUGUCCCCAGAUGUUAUAUCAAAUAUGAGGGUAUUGAUGACAGAAGACUCCAAUAAUGCUGUCAGCAACUCAUUCUUGCUAGAUGAUGAUUCCAGCAUUCCAUUUUCGGUGGAUGACAUAUCAAAAUCAAUGGAACAGAUUGAAAUUUCCGACAUCGAACCGCCGCUACUCAUUCGGGAAAAUUCAGGCUUCAUGUUCUUGUUGCCGCGUUCUGAUUGACUUCCGAAGGUCCCCUUUUGUUGGCCUUUGGAUCUCUUCCUAUCAUAGAUUUAGGCAGAUUGGCAAUAGGUUGUAAAGUGCUAUUCUUCAAGUACAGAAUGCAAAGCAGUAAUAAGGUUUUCUACAAUUAUUUGAUUAAAAGCUCUGCUAGAACUUGAAACUUCAGAGUGGAAGAUAAAACGAACUUUGUAAGUAUGCUAAUUUAUUCCCUUGCUGCACGCAUGUUUUUAGUAUACAUGCAGGCUAGUAGGAUGGUUUCUUUGUUUUAAAGUCAUUCUUUUCACGUUUAUUUAGCUUACAUUUAUCAAAUAAGGUUCAUAUUUCAACUAGAAAUUGAAAUUCUUUAG